GUGGAUUUAACAUUUUUAUAUUACAGACUGACUGAGUAUCUCGGAGUCAGUGUUUGAGAUUGUUUUACGAGUGUGUAACAGCAGCGUGACAAGUCAGGUGUGCCAACCUCCCCCCGUUUCUGAACCGGUAAUGGUACGGCCCAAACGCAACUCGGUCCCUAUGGAGUAGUUGCUGAGGAGGCACCAGACUUUAGAGAGAAAACCAGUGAGUUUGCGUGUUGAAAUCAUGGCGGAGAGAAUGUCACUUCAUUGCAACGGGAAUUAUCCGCUUCACCUGGGACUGAAAGGCGCAGUGCUACUUCUGCUAUUCAGCGCCACAGGUGUGCUGUGCAGUCAGGUGCUGGUGCCCCCCCGCGUGGACGCGGUGUUGGGUAAGAACAUCACGCUGGGCUGCACGGUGCAGGUGGAGUCCAACCUCAGCCUGACGCAGAGCUCCUGGGAGCGCAGGCGCGGCGCCGCCACGGUAACCGUCGCCGUGUACAACCCGCAGUUCGGCAUCUCCGUGGCGCCCGAGUACGAGGGCCGGCUGUCCUUCCGCUCGCCCUCGGCCCGCGACGCCACCGUCAGCCUGCGGGACGUCCGCUUCAGCGACAGCGGCGUCUACAUCUGCAAAGUGGCCACCUUCCCCCUGGGGAACACGCAGGCCUCCGCCACCGUCAGCGUCAUGGUGGAGCCCAAGGUGUACGUGUCGGCGGGCUCUGUGCCGCUGCUGGACGGCGGCAAUGCCACGCUGGUGGCCACCUGCACGGCGGAGAGGGCGCGGCCCGCCGCCGAGGUGCUGUGGGAGACCGGCCUAUCAGGACGCUCGGAGGCCCGCGUGAGGGAGGAGCCCAACGGCACCUCCACCACCCAGGUGCGCUACACCUGGCAGCCCAGCCGCCACGCCCACGGACACGCCCUCACCUGCGUGGUGCGCCACCCAGCCCUGCAGAGCGACUUCAGGAUCCCCUACCUGCUCAACGUGCAGUCGGCUCCAGACAUUGUACUGGAGGGUUACCAUGGCGACUGGUUCGUGGGUCAGGAAAACGUGCAGCUCCAGUGCCGAGCUAACGCCAACCCUCCCCCCCGACACUUCACCUGGACCAGGCUGGAUGGAGAGAUUCCCGAGGGGGUGGAGGUGGUGAACAGCACGCUGGUGUUUGGGCGCCCCCUGCUGGGGAACGAUUCGGGGGUGUACAGGUGUGAGGUGGGGAACGACAUCGGCCUGCGCACCCGAGACCUGGACGUCAGGAUACAAGAGCCUCCCUCCACCACCACCUCGCCCCCCACCACCCCCGCGCCCGUCCCGACCACGGCCGCCGCCCGCUCCACGGACCUGCCCACCAAACGCCGCGCCCCCUUCACCUCGCCCACGCUGGCGCCCCUGCCCGCGGGCAGCCUGGGCGCGGUGGUGGGCGGGGCCGUGGGCGGAGCCCUCUUCCUGCUGCUGCUGCUGGUCCUGGGCGGGGCCUGCUACAGGAAGCAGCACCAGACCUUCCGCGGGGACUACUACACCAAGCAGUACCUGGGGCCGUCCGACAUGCAGAAGGACUCCCGGCCACCAGGGGGCGCCCCGCAGCACCCCUACGAGCUCCAGGAGGUGAAGGGCGACCCGGACGUGAAGCCCAAGCCCGCCGACGACGACGUCAUCGUACGCGACAAGGACCGCGAGGAGUGGGGCGACACCCGCCGCUCGCAGAGGGACGGCCUCUAUCACCACGGCAACCACAACCACGGCAACCACAACCACCACAGCCCUCAUCACCACGGCAACCACAACCACCACCACCACCACCACCACAGCCCCCACCACCACGGCAACCACGUCCCCCACCACAGCCCCCACCACCCGGCCCGGGGCCCCCCCAUGUACAACAACCACCACGCCCCCUACCUGCCCCCCACCGACGACUGUUGCUACGACAACAGCCCCGACAGCGACUUGGUGUCGCACGUGGACGGCUCGGUGAUCUCUCGGCGGGAGUGGUACGUGUAGCGCAGGGAGGAGAUGUGAAUAAGUAAGAAUAAUAUGGUUACUAAACACGGAGGGACACAUCGCUCCCCUUAAAGGAGAAUCGCCAAAAAAGGAAGAAAAGAA
Molecule: messenger RNA, 2077 nt
Organism: Anguilla rostrata (American eel)
Lineage: Eukaryota; Metazoa; Chordata; Actinopteri; Anguilliformes; Anguillidae
Product: nectin-3-like protein
Exons: 6
Coding region: 227-1975 (582 amino acids)
Biological process (GO): homophilic cell-cell adhesion; heterophilic cell-cell adhesion
Cellular component (GO): apical junction complex; adherens junction
Source: RefSeq, a predicted model, not a curated record